AUGGCUUUAAAAAACAUUGGAAAAAAUUUGCAAUUAAAAUGGCUUAGAAUUGAAGUUGUAAGCCGCAGCAUGUCAUUAAACAGCAACUUUCUAUUGGUUUCUUCAAAGAAAGCUUUGUCAGAAUUGACUUCAGAUCGUGCUGAACAACUGUUUUUCAUCACGAUUUUAUUAACAUUUCUCAUCGUGCUUUUAUCACCUUUUGUCAAAGGGAUUAGCAGUUGUUUGGCGAGAACCUUUUCUCUAAUUGCAUGUUUACACUAA
Messenger RNA from Clunio marinus, 261 nucleotides. Lineage: Eukaryota; Metazoa; Arthropoda; Insecta; Diptera; Chironomidae. The record is from the annotation of a GenBank genome assembly.